UCUUCUUCGCGGCCGUGGGUCGGAGCCGCUGUGUCCCCGGUCUGGCACGUUCCUAGCCAAAUUCUCCACGGUGUAAAAUUAGAUCCCCCCUUUUUAUCAAAAAACAAAAGUAUCCCCCCUUCAAGUCCCUGCAACCGCUUUUAGGUUUCCGCUGAACACACACCUCCAAACCCCCAGCAGACAGCUCUGAAGAUGGCGGUGGUAAGCGGGAUGUCGGGGUCGGCUGUAGCCCGGCUGGAGGGCCGAGAAUUCGAGUAUCUGAUGAAGAAAAGGUCGGUGACCAUCGGCCGGAACUCCUCGCAGGGUUCGGUGGACGUCAGCAUGGGACACUCCAGCUUCAUCUCCCGGCGGCACCUUGAAAUAUUCACCGCGGGAGAAGAUGGCACCGGCACGGGGGAAUUCUAUCUCCGAUGCCUCGGAAAAAACGGGGUGUUUGUUGAUGGGGUGUUCCAGAGAAGAGGGGCGCCUCCUCUCCAGCUUCCACGAAUGUGUUGUUUCCGGUUCCCCAGCACAAGUAUAAAGAUCACGUUCACAGCCCUGUCCAAUGACAGGAAGGAGCAAAGGAACGUGCCGGAAUCACCGGUUAAGCCCGUCCAACCCCAAAUUUCCCCGCUGACCAUCAACAUUCCUGAAAACAUUGCCCACCUCAUGAGCCCACUGCCUUCACCUACAGGCACCCUCAGUGCGGUAAACUCCUGUCCAUCAAGUCCGCGGGGAGCGGGACUCUCCAGCUACAGGACAGGCCGAGUUCUGGCCUCUGACCUAAUAGGAGACAACUCUCAAUCAGAAAACGACAAAGAGGCCUCAGGUGAAGACAGCCCAAAGGAUGACUCCAAACCUCCGUAUUCGUAUGCACAACUAAUAGUCCAAGCUAUCACCAUGGCCCCGGAUAAACAAUUAACGCUGAAUGGAAUAUACACACACAUCACCAAGAACUACCCCUACUACAGAACAGCUGAUAAAGGCUGGCAGAACUCAAUCCGCCACAACCUGUCCCUGAACCGGUACUUCAUCAAAGUGGCCCGCUCUCAGGAGGAGCCGGGCAAAGGCUCCUUCUGGAGGAUCGACCCCGCCUCUGAGGGCAAGCUGAUAGAACAAGCCUUCAGGAAGCGCAGGCCGAGGGGAGUGCCCUGCUUCAGGACGCCUGUGGGCCCGCUCUCCUCCAGGAGCGCUCCAGCUUCUCCCAGCCACACAGGGGCCCUGUCUAUCUCCAGUGGGGUACAGACUCCAGACAGCCUGUCCAGAGAGGGCUCCCCCAUCCCCAUGGAGCCAGAGCUGACCCCCCCGCCACCCCCCACCCAAACCACUACAGUCCAGCCCAAACUCGCUGUCAUCCAAGAGGCCCGCUUUGCACAGAACUCCCCUGGCUCCGCCCUCAACACCCAGCCAGUAUUGAUCGCCGUGCAGCGCCAGAUGCCUCAAACGACCAUGAAGCCUGUGACCUAUACCAUGGCGUCACCAGCCAUCGUAACGACGUCGGUUAGCUCCGCCCCUAUCAUGCAGACGGUGCACGUCGUCCACCAGAUUCCAGCCGUAACCAUGGCAACUGUUGCCAGACAGACUGCUACAGUGAUCCCAGAGCCUCGACAGAACGGAGGAGGACAGCACAAAGAGAUCAAACUCAAAAUGGAGUCGAUGCCAUCCAUCACCGCCUCAUCGAUAGGUGGAAUCAGCCGCAUCAUCCAGAGCUCUCACGCUGCUCCUCUGACUACAGUAACCAUCGUGCAACAAGCCCCGCUGGGCCAGCACCAGCUCCCAAUCAAGGCCAUCACACAGAACGGGACCCACCUGCUCCCCAUCACCACUGCUGCUAGCACAGCCAUUGCAAACCCUCUCCACCUCCUGGCGGCCCACGCCUCCGCCUCAGCGUCCCUCCCUACCAAGAGGCAGAACGGAGAACUGCAGGACCAACCCCUGUCAAAGAGAGUGAAAACAGAGGGAGAAGCAGCCGCCACCAACAAUAACGGCACCACGGACAGAGCCGGAGAAGGUGGGGUCAGUGAACAGAUCGGUAACAAGUAGCCUCCCCCCCGGCCGCUCUGCAUCCUGACCCCUGCUCUCCUGUACGCAUUGAGCCUCACCCCUCCAUCCUCCAUCAUCUACUCCAAGGUGCCAAAAACAGAAGAGACUCGGAAACACCUGCAGGACUACAGAAUGUUCAAAACCUCCUCCUCAACCCCCGACCCUCUUCUAUAUAUUUAAGACCACGAAAUACGAUGCAAAAACUAAAGACCAAAUUUGAAAAUGGAAUCAAAGAGUUGCUGAUGACUGAAUCUCCGACGCUUGUGAGCCAGAUGGCAGGAAGAAAAGAAAAAGAAUCCAGAUUUAUAGAUCAAAAAAGACUUAUUGGACAUGCAAGGAGUCCUGAAAGGAGCCUCGUGCUGGUAGCAUUACAGAAGUGCUUUACUGUGAGUUGGAUAUAGAAAGCAACCAAGUGAAUCACCAGUAGUGUAUUCCACAAAGAGAAGCGUGUACGUACGUGUGGACAUUCCCAUCUCCGGCAGCUAGCCUCCAUGUCGACCUACCUAACCCAGUUGUGAGUAGAUAUGCAGUAUUCCGUUGUACAAGUGUAUCAUUGGCUCUUUUUUGAGUGUUUCUCCGUCUCCCCAGGCACAGAUUCUAUCUAGUAAUAAAUAAGAUGACUAAAAGCUAUAAGUGGGAUCUUUAAGAACAUUUAAACAUGACAUGAUAUUUUGGGAAUCCUUUUCUGUUGCUUUUGUAUGUGGACUCUUUGUUCAGUGAAAUGAAUGUAGUCUCUCUUUUCCUUUAAAGAAAACACUAUCUAUGGAGUGGAUGUUAUUGUUUCUGCUCAUUCAUGCAAAGGACAUUUCUUUAUCACUGUACAUCUACAGAUUUUUCAUAUUUUACAAAUAUCCUAUGAGAUAAAAAAGUAUAUUCCCAUGCGUAUUUGACCUUGUGCUUCAUCAAGCUUGCAUGUUACGGAUCUAGAGACAAUGUACUUGAGCAGAUUAUCUGAAUAUGGAACUGAAGAAAAUUGAGACUGAAUCUACCCUAUAUGAUUCUGACCAGUGCUGCACUUAACCCUCUUAGUGGUUCUUUUUCCCUUUUUGUAUUUUCAUUUGCUCCGUUUUCCCCAUCAUCAUGGGCCGUGUUUGUUACCUUUUGUGUUGAAGUUGGCAACUCUUUGCUUGAUUUAUGUUAUUCUGUUCAGGCUCCUAAACGGUCUAAACAUGGAAUUCUAUGUUACACGAGGAAAAACAAGUGAUAGGUGUUCGUUCUGCUUCAGUGGGUAAAUGCUUUUUUUAUAAAUUUAUUUAAAACACAUAACUUCUGUUUGUAUUUCUUUUGAGUAAAAGCCUUCUCUGCCGGGGAAAUGCGUACUCCCAA
Cottoperca gobio is the source of this 3348-nucleotide messenger RNA. It is a transcript of the gene foxk2a, whose product is annotated as forkhead box K2a. Lineage: Eukaryota; Metazoa; Chordata; Actinopteri; Perciformes; Bovichtidae. The transcript is spliced from 9 exons. The record is from RefSeq and is a predicted model, not a curated record. The coding region runs from base 193 to 2022 and encodes 609 amino acids. Gene Ontology annotation, biological process: regulation of transcription by RNA polymerase II. Gene Ontology annotation, molecular function: protein binding; RNA polymerase II cis-regulatory region sequence-specific DNA binding; DNA-binding transcription factor activity, RNA polymerase II-specific.